Molecule: messenger RNA, 4811 nt
Organism: Amblyraja radiata (thorny skate)
Lineage: Eukaryota; Metazoa; Chordata; Chondrichthyes; Rajiformes; Rajidae
Product: monocarboxylate transporter 2
Exons: 5
Coding region: 191-1663 (490 amino acids)
Biological process (GO): plasma membrane lactate transport
Cellular component (GO): basolateral plasma membrane
Molecular function (GO): lactate transmembrane transporter activity
Source: RefSeq, a predicted model, not a curated record
UGAGUUGAGCGGGAGCUGUACUGAUUGAAGUCUCGUGGAAACAAAUGUGCUGUUGCAUUGAAAGAAUGUGCAGUCUUUUCUGCAGUGAGUUGCCUCUUGGCUGACCUUGGGACAAAGUUACUUUUCCAUUGAGUGCUGGAUCACCAUUUAUAUUGAAACUCUGUUAAGCAAGAAGAAGAGGAAGUCGAAGAUGCCACCACCGACAUCCCCGCAGGAGUUUGUGCCCCCGGACGGUGGCUGGGGAUGGGCCGUGGUUGUCGGAUCUUUCAUUGCAAUUGGAUUUUCCUACGCAUUUCCGAAAGCCAUCACCGUGUACUUCAAGGAGAUUCAGACGAUCUUUGGUGCCUCGUACAGCCAGAUUGCAUGGAUCUCCUCCCUGACGCUUGCUGUAAUGUAUGCCGGAGGGCCCAUCAGCAGUAUCCUGGUCAACAAGUAUGGAUGUCGUCCAGUGAUGAUGGGGGGAGGAGUAUUAUGUUCAAUUGGAAUGAUAGCUGCUUCGUUUUGCAAUAGCGUUCUCGGGCUUUUUAUGUGCGUGGGAUGCAUCACAGGUCUUGGAUUGGCUUUCAAUCUUCAACCAGCCUUAACAAUGAUUGGGAAGUAUUUCUACAAGAAACGCCCCAUUGCGAAUGGAAUCGCAAUGGCUGGUAGCCCAGUGUUCCUGAGCACUUUUGCACCUCUGAAUCAGUACUUGGUCAAUGUCUUUGGUUGGAGAGGCAGUUUCAUUAUCCUGGCUGGAAUGCUCUUGAACUGCUGUGUGGCGGGAUCCUUAAUGAGGCCCCUAAAACCCACAAAAUCCACAGUGGUGAUAGACGCACAGGUUACUACUCCAAUGAAGGACGAGAGCAAAGAUGUGGGAGAUGGACUGCAGCAGGUAGAGAAAAAGCAAACGAUCUUUGCAAUGCUUGACCAGCAACUAGACCUCAGCCUCUUCAAGCAUCGGGGGUUUCUGAUCUAUCUAUCGGGCAACGUCAUCAUGUUUUUUGGCUUCUUUUCUCCAAUUGUAUUUUUGGCUCCUUACGCCAAGCACAUGGGAAUAGAUGAGUAUUCUGCCGCAUUCCUGCUUUCCAUUCUAGCUUUUGUAGACAUGUUCGCCAGGCCCAGCAUGGGGCUGCUUGCAAACUCCAAAUGGGUCAGACCAAAGAUCCAAUACUUCUUCAGUUUUGCCGUCUUCUACAAUGGCUUCUGUCACGUCAUGUGCCCGUUUGCGACUGACUAUACAGGCCUUGUGAUCUAUGCAAUCUUCUUUGGGUUAGCCUUCGGAAUGGUGAGCGCCGUUCUUUUCGAAACGCUGAUGGACCUGGUUGGUGCCAAGAGGUUCUCAAGUGCCGUGGGACUUGUCACCAUUGUAGAGUGCUGCCCUGUUCUUCUGGGACCUCCACUGGCAGGAUGGCUGGUGGAUGUAACACAAGAUUACAGGUACUUGUACCAGGUGUGUGGAUGCAUUGUGAUUCUAGCGAGCGUCUAUUUAGUUAUUGGAAAUGCCAUCAACUACCAUUUGCUGGCAAAGGAAAAGAAGCUGGAGGAGGAGGCAAUGAAAGCAUCUCCGGAUGAUGCAGAACUAAAAGAUGUCUGUGAGAACGCGCCUAGCAGUGAUGCUGACGAUAUUGAAAUCAAUCCCCAGAUGCUGCUGGCUAAUUCCUCUGAGAAAGAAACUAAUGUCUAAUCUAACCCACUGAUCUGCUGUUUCUUUUCUCCCAGUGUUCACUUGAAAUUGCGUGUCAAGAGUAUGUCAGUCUCUAGGUAGGUAUAAAUCCAGGGCUCUAACAGGGGGUCAGUAUUUUCAGCUGCAGAUCAUUUACUAAUCCUUGGGGUGUGAAGGAUAACCCUUCCGAGUCCCAGGAAUCACCCAAAUUUAAAGUUGUGGUCAUAGAUAUUUCUGCGUCUCUUUGAACUGUUAUUGCUCUACGCUGCGGUUUGGCAGGGAGGUAAAGUAUUCCGAAACGGUCAGUGUGCAAGAGGGGAAUAUCUCCAACAUGUUCCAUUCAAACGAUCAUCUGCUAUUAUGCUGACAAUUUUCAAUCCGCACCGUUUUUGUUGCUGAUGGGCAAUUUUCAGAGAGUGGCAGCAAAAACACUGAAGGCAGGAGUUCAUUUCUGACUGAGCACAACUUGAUGUUACUGUGCACUAUUUUUUUUUGUAUAUGCAAUCCAAGGUAUCUGUGCUAGGAACUGUGCAAAUUAACAUAACAGCGAACCGCAGCUGCAGACUGCAGACUGCAGAGAGCAUGCAAGUGUGUCGGCAGUGCACGCUAAAUGCGGAAGAGGGCACUAGACUGAGAAUAAUCAAAGAUUAGCUGCCAUGCUUCUUCAUGAGGAGAUGACUCUUGCUAAUCAAGCCUCUAGGGACUUGACUACAGCCUUUCAUUAAGUUUGACUUUCAGGAAACCUAAUGAAGAGCAAAAGGCUCUUGCCAGUACAAGUCUCUCGUUCUGAGAUUAAAUAGAUUAAAGCCCGGUAAACAAACCAAAUUGAGCCAUGCCACUCAAAACAAAAGACUAACUAAAUGGAAGAGGGAGCUUGAGGGACAGAGGCUCCGAAGCCUAGAUUUUCUAAUCAAUGUUGAUUUAGCAACAGCAGUGACCCAUUUAUUUUUUUUAAAUAAUGUCAAUUGGAAAAUCUAAGCUUUAUUCAUUUUCAAGUGAAAUCAAUGCUGAAUUAAUCAUAGGGUUUUGAAGAUCCUCAGUGAAAAUGUAUUGAGGAAUGACCAUCCAAUUUUUCAGUGUCAUUCAACUCCAGGUCAACACCACCUCGUAGUUUAACACCAGUUGACUUAUCAUCAAAUCUUGUUUGAUGACCAUCUGUGGGAUAUUUGGCUAAGUUUCUUUUUAAAAAUGCUAGAAAUUGGCAAACGCCCAUAAUAAAUCGCCAUAGGUUUGUCGAUAAAUAUGGACGAAGGCCUCUGGUGCUCUCCUUAGAUCAUCGCUGAAGCAUUUUAUAAACUAUAGUUACUGUUGCCAAUUCCGACCUGUGGCUACUAACCAUAGGUACUGGGUGCCCUACAGCUAACAUAUUCCAUUUCCUUGUACCAAAGCCUCUUACCCUUCACCAAAAACGUCUCGCAAGUAAAAUUAGCGUGUUGUCUAAGUUGAUUGUAUUAUAAUUCAAUUAAAUGAAUAUCAGGGCCAUUAGUUUUGGAAUUAAUUAAGGCUUAUUAUUUGUAUUUAAAUUUUAUAUUGUAAUAUUUUCAAGACACAGGACUAAAUUUUACAAUUCAUUUAACCAAUAGCAAUUUUGUGGGAUAAUUGUAUGCACUCUUGAGAAAAUAAAUAGUGAAUGACAUAACCGGAAAUCCUCAUCGUAGAGUAAGUUUAGCUUAGUGGGUGUAAGAAGUGUUAACAAAUUAAUUUGGUGCAUCUUCCUUUUGAUUUCCAAACCUUUGUGAGUGGGGAAGUAUUUGCACUUUCUGAACAGCAAUAAAACAGUUUGAUGACCAUGGUAUCACCACCGUUAUUAACCUUAUGCACUGCUUUGUGAUUAUAGCAAGACAAUGAGCACCAUUAACCUUGGGCACUUUCUAAAUUUAACACUAUCCCCAUCAUAGCCUGCACAGUGCCUGCAGAAUUUGGAAGUUCAUCUGACUGAGAUCAAUUGAUCUUGGUUUCUUCUACCACAUAAGGACGCACCAUGAGGGAGAAUCUUUCCAGUUAAUACCAAAGGGGUCGGUGGAAUAUUGGUAUUAUCCUGCCCACUAUUCCCUCUGAUUGACCACAUUUGGGGUGAGGCACAGAGCCAGCAUUGCGUCUGAUCCCAGUACUUAGGCUAAAAUGCAUCUGUAUGUCAGAGAAGCAGAUUUACUGUUCGAAACCGGCAUCUAAAGGCAAGAGUGUACAGGUUUAAGUUGAGGGGAAGGAGUUUUAAAGGUGGUCUGAAGGGUGAGGUUUUUUUGUUACAUAGAGAGUGUUUAGAGAUACAGUGCGGAAACAAGCACUUCGGCUGACCAAGUCCGCGCAGACCAGCGAUACCCGCACACUAGCACUAUCCUACACACUAGGGACAAUUUACCAUUUUCACCAAAGCCGUCGUUCAAGUAUGAGAGGAAACUGGAGCACCCGGAGAAAACCCACGCAGUCACGGGGAAAAUGUACAAACUCCGUACAGACAGAACCCGCAGUCAGAUCGAACCCGGGUCUCUUGCGCUGUAAGGUAGCAACACUACCGCUGCGCAACCGUGUCGCCUUUUAAGGUGAGGCAUAAAGCCAACAUUGCGUCGGAUCUCAACAUUUAGGCUAAAACUCAUCUGAAUGUCGGUAAAGUUCCAAACCAAUAUCACAAAGCAAGAGGGUACAGGUUAAAGCUGAGGAGAGGAAGGUUUAAAGGUAGUCUGAAGGGAAAGUUUUUUUUUAACAGAGCGUGGGUGAUCUCAGGAAUGCACUGCCGGAGGAGGUGUUACCUGGCAAACUGUUAUAUGUAAAAGGCAUUUUGAUAGAUACGUAAAUAGGCAUGGAAUAGAAGGGUAUGGUCCUUCUAUGCAGGCAAAUGGGAUUACUGUAGAGGACCGUAAGGUGGGCACGGUUGUGCUGGGCUGAAGGGCCUGUUUCUCUACUGUAGAAAUCUAUGACUAUAUGACUCUAAUCACAUAUCACUUUUCAACUUCAAGAACUAUGUACAUAUUUGAAGGUAAGGUCAAAAUGGAGUAAAUGUUAAAUGUAAUCAUUAUCUAUCAGAUAUCAUUGAUGGAGAUUUUUUAGUGCAAUAGUUACAUUAUUAGAUAGAAAUGAAAAGAUUUGGAGACUUGACUUGAAAUUCUUCCAUGCCGCUUUGGAAUUUUAAUUGUUAAAUAUGUCAUAUGCCAUAAAAAGCCAAUAUCAAUAA